Salvia splendens (bonfire salvia) is the source of this 3272-nucleotide messenger RNA. RefSeq names its product protein-tyrosine-phosphatase MKP1. Gene Ontology annotation, biological process: protein dephosphorylation. The transcript has 4 exons. The record is from RefSeq and is a predicted model, not a curated record. Lineage: Eukaryota; Viridiplantae; Streptophyta; Magnoliopsida; Lamiales; Lamiaceae. Bases 329 to 2980 code for a protein of 883 amino acids.
UUCACUGUUUGCCUCUUCUCUGCAUCUCUCUCUCUCUCUCUCUCCCCCUCUCUCACACACACACACAAUCAACACAGUUUCUUCGUUCAACGGAUCUUUCCUCAUAUGCUAUCCCUUUUCCAUAACCAUAAUAGUAGUAAACAAUAAACAAUAAUUAUUGCAUAGCAAUACCACCACCUAGUUAUUCAUACAAGCUUAUCAAUUUCACCUCUCCCUCUCUCUACACAGUCUACACCAACCCAACAACCUCCUACUUCAUUAUUAAUUGUGAUGCCUAUGCUCACUUGUUCAACUGGUUUUGGUUGAGAGUGGCAGCAUAGAUUUUGAGAUGAUAAAGGAUGAGGAAAAGGAUGGGGCUCCAGGUGGAAAUUGGAGAACAUACUCGCGUUCAGUAUCAUGGACUGAACGCCCACCGAGAACCUCUACUUCCUCUACUUCCAAGCCACAAUGGAACAGCAAAGCGCGCUCUUGUUUGCCGCCACUCCAGCCUCUUUCUAUCAUCCGUCCGAGCGUAGAGGAAUGGCCUAGAGCUGGUUCUGAUGAUCUUGGCGUGUGGCCUAAUAAUCCUCCUACGCCUGGUGGGAAGCCUCGUGGAUCAGAGACUCCUCGUGAGAGCUCAAAUUCUGAUCAACCUCCUACAGAAUUUGAGUUUAGAAAGGACAAGCUUGCUUUCUUCAAUAAGGAAUGUUCGAGGAUUCUUGAUCACAUCUAUUUAGGGAGUGAUGCAAUUGCCAAGAACCGUGAGAUCCUACGCCAGAAUGAGAUUACCCAUGUGCUCAACUGUGUGGGGUUUGUCUGCCCGGAGUAUUUCAAGAAUGAGCUUGUCUACAAGACUCUUUGGCUGCAGGACUGCCCGUCUGAGGAUAUCACGAGUAUUCUCUAUGAUGUGUUUGAUUAUUUUGAGGACGUUCAAGAACAACGUGGGCGUGUCCUUGUUCACUGUUUUCAGGGGGUAUCGCGGUCCGCUUCAUUGGUGAUUGCUUAUCUCAUGUGGAAGGAGGGGCAGAGCUUUGAUGAUGCAUUCCAGCACGUCAAGGCAGCCAGAGGAGUGACUAAUCCAAAUGUGGGAUUUGCCUGUCAACUUUUGCAGUGCCAGAAGCGUGUGCACGCACUGCCUGCAAGCCCAACUUCUCUUCUUAGGAUGUACCGAAUGGCACCACACUCGCCAUAUGAUCCCCUACACCUUGUGCCUAAACUGUUGUCUGAACCAGGUGCAGAUAAGCUCGACUCUCGAGGAGCAUUCAUUAUUCAAAUUCCUUCAGCUUUGUAUGUCUGGACUGGGAAGCACUGCCCUGCAAUGAUGUCAGAUAAUGCCAGGGCAGCUACCUCGCAAGUUAUACGCUAUGAGAGAGCCCAGGGUCCAGUUAUAACUAUCAGAGAAGGGGAAGAGACAUUUGAGUUUUGGGAUGCCCUCACUUACAGAACGAGUUCGACAGAUGGAUGUGAAGCCAAGUCCGAGGAGGUAAAGAGCUCAUCUUCAGGGUCUCACUCAAUGAUGGAGUUAAAUCCUCCUGGUCUUGAUCAAAGGAAACUUGCUGAGUACGAUUUAGAUUUUGAAAUCUUUAAUGGAGCGUUGGCUGGUGGUGUGGUACCACCGUGUCCAUUAUCAGGAGCAGAAACAGAGACAUGUCUUCCUGCCCGAGAGACUGGUUGGAACAGAUUCAGAAGAAAAUUCGCUAGUGGUGUCGUCAAAGAGCUUAUGACCUCAUCUAAGUUGAUUUCUUGUAAAUUUGCCUUACCGAAAUGUGAUGGGAUGCUGACAAUGGACACGUGUAAAGAAGCAGAUGACUUUGUCUCACCUGUCAAUCCUUCAACGUCUACCAGUGAGUGUGAUUCACCAGAUUCACUUUCUUCAUAUGUAGCAAUGAGGCCACCAUGCAGUAAGAAUAAUCUGGCAGAAGUGGCAUCUCCUGCCCCUCUUUCUGAUUGUUCACUGUCACGAUCACCAUCAUUCAGCUUGGUGGAAUCUUUUUCGUCUUUUCUUGUCAAUAAAUCUACGUCCAGUUCCUCGUCACCAUCUCUCUCACCUUCAACAUCUUAUUAUGCAAGUUCAUUUACCUUUUCUCCUUCAUCAUCUAAUUGGUCUGACCUAUCACAUGUUUCUGCUCAGCCAUCACCGAGUGGACUUGAAUGCAGUGACUUUGAUCCUAGCAAGAGCCCCCCUUCAGAGGAAACUGUUGGUCCUGCUGAUGGUGAAAGUACGUAUUUAGUUGAUAAUGCAACUUCACCUCCAGAAAAAGAGGCAAAUUCUGCCAACCUUGCCUCGAGAGUGGAUGGUUCAAGGUCUUCCUGUAAAGAAACUUGGCCCUCCCAUUUGGGGCAUCGAGGAAGCAAUAUUCCUCCAAAGAUGAGCUUACCUUCCCAUUAUGAAGCUUCACGAAAUUUGAAUAGACAUUUGGAAGAUGACAUUAUGAGAAAUGCUGAUGCAGAUUCUGAUCGCAGCUUCAAAAGUGGUGUGUCUUUUCAAAUGGACGGGAAAGAUCUGCUUUCAGAUUCAAACAGCUAUAUGGCUGAGGAUGAAGUCUCGAGUAGAUUACUAGGCAGAGAGAAGUAUGACGAGGUUCAUCUUGCAUCAGAUGAUAUAGGUAAUAAAGAAACUGGCACUGAUAACCUACUAUUCUACGAGUGGCCCUCCAUGCUUAAAAUGGACACGCAUCACGGCAGACUUGAUUCUGGAUCCAUAUAUGUCAUACUUAUGCCGGCAGUACAUUUUGGCAACAACAACGUUGAUAUUUUAUAUGUAUGGAUAGGGCGUAAUGCGUCAUCAAGAGGAAGCUAUAGUCAGUUGAUCAGGAAUGAUGGCAAAUGUGAAGAUAGUAAUGCCAUUGUGGAACUGGUAGAUCGUAAUCUUCUCAUUCAGAAGGGUUUUAGCACAAAUGCUCAAAUUAAGAUAGUCAAGGAAGGCGAGGAACCAGUGGAGCUCCUUGAGCAUAUGAGUCGUCUCUCGCUAAACAAGGAUGCAGAUGACGGGAAAGAGUAGUUCAGGAGAUACGGAUAGUAGUAUCUGUUUAUUUUUGGACUUACUUGCUGCAGCUCCAAGGAGUUGCGCGUUGGCAUCCCAAAGCAGGCCAAGGUGUUGUCGACUCUGCUGGUGAGAUGAAAGGCGAAAAUCUUGUUUGAAACUUAGAAGAGAAUGUACAGGAAAUAAUCUUCUGAAUUUUAAGGUUAGGAAAUACAAGUAAAGUGUUCAAAAUUGCUCUGCAUUAUCACCACCAAAGGUGUUACAUUUCCCAGUUACAUCAAUGCAGCAGUUUGGUUGUAUCUUUUCCACU